AUGGAGACCUCAAUUCCUCAAAAGCCCUCGGCCAUCCCACGGCCAUCCGGCAUCGCUCGACCGUCGAGACUGCCCGUCCUGCAGACAACACACGCAAACAACGCCCCACCAUACUCACACAUUCGACCAGCCGGGUCAAUUGAGAAAACUAGGAGCAAGCCUUCAGUUCCAACCUUUCCUAAGCCGACGCCAUCUACUGUGAGCCAACCACGUACCGCCCUUCCAUCGGCUUCCAGCAGGAGAGUUUCAGGGGCCGCUAAAGGAGUCGGUACAGAAAGCAGCGGGGGGACAUUCAAGAAGCCAGUUGGAAGGCCUCCUCCCCGUCCAGCCCCACAAGCGCAACGAAGACCGUCAGUAUCGGAACCUCGUGUGGGGCACGAGGAUCAACUGGGGGCGCUCGAUGGCUUCCGUGCUUCGUCACGCCAGGGCUUCAGAGAAGCAGAGCCGAUACAGGUCUAUGAUGAAGCAGCCCAGGAUGAGUCGACACCAAAGCCGCGGAAGUCGAGGCCCUCCCUCUCGGAUAGAACAAUCGAGAGCCUCUCGCACAUUCCCCCUUCGCCAGCAGGCGGCAGACGAAAGUCGAGUUUCUUUACACCACAAAGCCCUAUGGGUCCACCCUCACGUCCAGCUUCAGCGAUGAGCAACGCAAGACGCCCAGGGACAAGUGAUGGAGCGUUCGCAGGCACCCCGUACUUGCGCCCUACCACGCCUUCUCGACGAGCGCCCGGAGCUCCUUUGACGCCAGGCCCUCCGGCUCCAACUCCCAGUCAGAGAAGCGUGAGUGCAGCGUUACCACGUGUCCCUCAGACGACGGGACGGAUGAGCUUCGGACUGAAGCCAUCGACCGCCAGAGCGUUUGAGCACGCGCCCUCUGCCACACCGAGCGGGAGGGGCACGGGACGACCACCAUCUACUGGCAGCAAGACCAUGAUCUCGAGAACACCGAAAAGUCGGCCAGCAGUGAGCAACCUGUUUGCCAAGCCGAACUCAAGGCCUGCGGCGGUUGUCCAAGCCGCAUCGAAAGAGACAGCAGACACUUCUACAGGCGACCCAUCACCGGAGACUGCAAAGAAGAUCGCAAGCUCCUCGGCAGCCUUGCGCGAACAAAUCGCGAAAGCUAGAGCGGCGGCACGUAAAACGACGCCGAAAAAACAGGACGGCGUUGUAGAUUCCUUGACUGCCUACGAGACCGGGUUUGACCUCUCCUCGGACCCUUUCAACCUGGCACCGAAGACGGGCAGUGGUUUGCUCCGCAGACGAGUCGAUGCCGCGCGAGCUGACGGACGCCUCAACAUAGCUGCAAUGGGACUGAAGGAGAUACCCAUGGAGGUCUUGAACAUGUACGAUUACGACCCCAACGAUUCCAGUAAAAUCACUUGGAGCGAGGUGGUUGACCUCACCCGUUUCAUCGCGGCCGAAAACGAGCUCGAGAGCGUUACAGAAGUAUUUCCCGAUACAGAUCCGGAGCUGGCUUCUAUGGCCAAUGAUGAUGACGAUGUGAAGAAACCUCAGUUCGGAGGGGUGGAGUUUCUUGAUUUGCAUGGCAACCUCCUGCGCGAAGUACCGUUAGGACUCCGGAGGUUGCAAUACCUGACCUCCUUAAACCUGUCACGCAAUCGACUUGGUGUCGACGCUCUAAACAUUAUCGGCCAGGUAGCAAGCCUGAAGGAGCUAAAGAUAGCAGACAAUAACCUGGAGGGCGAGCUUCCGAAUGCAGUCUGCCGACUGAAGAGGCUCGAAGUUCUCGAGCUUCAAGGAAACAGACUGUCAAGUUUACCUGACGGCCUACUUGAGCUCAUCAACCUGCGUAUACUCAACCUAACAGAGAACUCACUAUCAGCACUACCUAUGGCCAUGAUUGAAACCCUCCCUCUGAUCGAGCUGUUGGUCGCUAAGAACAAGUUGAGCGGUACCUUGUUCAGUGCAAGCUGUACAUCACAGCGCCUGCAGCUGCUGGACGUAUCCAACAACGCUCUCGAGUCCCUCAGUGGGAAUGGUUCUUUGUCUUUGCCCAGCCUGCGGACUCUCAACAUCAACACCAACAGGAUCAAAACAUUACCGAACAUUUCCACAUGGACCAGCCUCAUCUCAUUACUGGCGCAGGACAACAAGCUGUCCGACCUUCCCGCCGGCUUCACCACUCUACCAUCGCUGAGAAACGUCGACUUCACCGGCAACGACUUUGUGAAGCUGGAUGAGCGGUUGGCACUUGUAAAAAGUCUCGAGGUGUUCACAAUAGCCGCUAACCCCCUGCGGGAACGAAAGUUCCUAACGAUGAGUACCGAUGACCUUAAGAGGGAUCUGGCGGCGCGACUGGAGCCAUCAGAUCGGGAUAGAAUAGCUGAAGGCUACAAAGCUGAGGAGAUUGGGGAGACAUUCUGA
Coniosporium apollinis CBS 100218 is the source of this 2382-nucleotide messenger RNA. RefSeq lists its product as uncharacterized. The transcript is spliced from 2 exons. Gene Ontology annotation, molecular function: protein binding. The coding region runs from base 1 to 2382 and encodes 793 amino acids. The record is from RefSeq and is a predicted model, not a curated record. NCBI's taxonomy places the organism in Eukaryota, Fungi, Ascomycota, Dothideomycetes.